Culex quinquefasciatus (southern house mosquito) is the source of this 2322-nucleotide messenger RNA. Its product is annotated as zinc finger protein 11. The record is from RefSeq and is a predicted model, not a curated record. The transcript is spliced from 2 exons. Bases 68 to 2308 code for a protein of 746 amino acids. Gene Ontology annotation, molecular function: zinc ion binding. NCBI's taxonomy places the organism in Eukaryota, Metazoa, Arthropoda, Insecta, Diptera, Culicidae. Gene Ontology annotation, cellular component: nucleus.
CUCAAACAUCAACAAACUCGCCGUUCUGUUCCGCGGAUUCCCUGAUUUUUUCGUUCUUUCCAUCCGGAUGGACAACGUCGAAUCAAUCUGCCGGAUCUGUCUGACCGGUUCCGCCGGCGACAUCGACCGGCUGCUAAUUGACAUCUUCCCCCGGGAGAAGGAAGGUUCGGAGCCGGAAUUUCCGGUGCUUGAAGCAUUCCAUACCAUUUGCGGGGUCGAGGUGCAGCAGGAUGACUUGAUGCCCAAGCAGCUGUGCUCGAUUUGUUUCUCCAAGCUGGAGCAGGCGUUCAGUUUGCGACAACAAUCGCAAAAAUCGCACGAAACGUUGAGUAACAUUUUGACGAAGGCGGUUGGAAGUGGGCAGUAUGAGGAGGAUGGGGAUGAGGACCGCCUGUACGAGGUCGAGUACCUUUUGGAGGAGCAGGAAUCGGUUGAGCUGGAGUCGGAGGUGAAGAUUGAGCAGGCAGAACUUCAAGCUGCGGAAGUUGUUUGCUGCGGAUGUGACGACUCUUUCGCGAGUGAGAAUGAGCUGAGGAGGCACGCUGGACGGCGUCACCGGCCGAAGGUUUUGGUCACGGGAAUUCCUGCGGGGAGGAGGCAGUGCAACAUUUGCUUUGAGGUGUUUGAUGAGGCUGGUUUUGUAGCGCAUCGCGAGGGAAGGAAUAACGUUCAACCGUUGAAUGCUUGCAAGUUUUGCGGGUGCAAGUUUGCCUCGCGCAACGGAUUGGCGAACCACCAGCUGAAGUUUCACGGGGACAAUCGGUACCGAUGCUGCGGGUGUGACUUUAGUUCGUUGAGGCUGUCGGAAUUGAAGGCGCACGCGAAGGACCACGAACGAGAAUUUAUCUUUAAUGGACGAUUGACUGAAGGCAAGAAGUACUCGUGCAAGCUGUGUUUCGCUCAGUUUGGAACCGUGGCGCUGAAACGCCAUCACGAGCGAUUCCCGUACCGCAAGCUUAAGUCCAAACAACCGAGACAAACCGACGAAGUCACCGUCUCCAUCCUGCGCUGCUGUGGCUGUCCGAAGAUCUACCCGACAUAUCCGGAGCUACGCGCUCACCAGCAGGAAAUUCAUCUGCCACAGCGUCCAAACAACCCCGAUCUGGCGAUGAUGGUCGAGUGCGCGGGUUGCUACCGCCAGUUCCGAAACAAGGCUUACCUCAAUAGACACCUCCGGCAAGCAGCGGAAAAGAAGCUAUUCGCUUGCGGCAAGUGCAGCGUGACUCGGAGAACUCUGAAAGAGCUGAUGGAACACGAAGCGACGCACACCGGGGGAGAAGCGUUCGUUUGUUGUGGUUGUCGGGAGGGUUUCGCUUCGAAGGAGGAACUGGAACGGCACUCGAAGGAGGUGCACGCGCGAAGACCGAAGGUUUACCUAAACGAUGAGGAGAGUACGGAGCGGCCGUUUGAGUGUGGCGUGUGCUAUCGAAGAUACAAGUCGGCGCGGGAUUUGCGAGGUCAUCAACGGUUCGUGUACUACGAGAAGGUACACAUUUGCGAGACGUGCGGGAAAGGCUUCGCCCAGGAAAACUCGCUCGCCGUGCACCUGGCCACGCACAAAUCCCACCCGGAGUUCCCAUGUCCAACGUGCGGAAAAAAGUACAAACACGAGUCGAACGUGCGCAACUGCGUCGCCCGACACGAGCGCCCCAAGCAGCACCGGUGCAAGAUCUGCAACGUGACCUUCCCGGCCGCCUCCAAUCUGUACUCGCACAUGGUUUCGCACUCGGAGGAACGUCGCUUCAAGUGCGACGUGUGCGGCAUGACGUUCAAGCGAAGUUUUCACCUGCGCAAGCACCAAAACACCCACACCAGCGUGCGCAACUUUGCCUGCCGGCACUGUCCGUCGCGGUUCAGCACGACAACGGAGCUGUACAAGCACGAAAUCCGCCACACCGGUCAGUAUCCGUACCAGUGCGGUGUCUGCCGGAAGCAGCUGACCACGCGACAGGUGUUCAUCAAGCACGUCGAGAGUCACGUAGCCGACGGGGAUAAGGUGCACCGGUGCGAGCUGUGUCCAGCCCGGUACAGCCAGGACCACUUUUUGUCCAACCACGUCAAGUACACGCACCGACUGGAGCCGCAGGACAAGAGUUGGAACGAGAAGUUUAACCGGCGGGGGCCGUCGAAUCGGAUGAAGGGCGGUGUUCGGAUUGCCGGGGUGUUGCUGGGAGGAGGGGGAGGUCCGGGGAUCGUCGAGCAAGGGGAGGAAGAACAGGGAGAGGGAGAUACUUAUGAGCUGCUGAUCGAUGAGCAGAUGGAGGGCAUGGAGGAGAUUGCCGUGGAGCUGGAGAUACGGGAUGAAUAAAGACGCUUUACUUU